Molecule: messenger RNA, 1177 nt
Organism: Solenopsis invicta (red fire ant)
Lineage: Eukaryota; Metazoa; Arthropoda; Insecta; Hymenoptera; Formicidae
Gene: Fib
Product: rRNA 2'-O-methyltransferase fibrillarin
Exons: 5
Coding region: 142-1083 (313 amino acids)
Biological process (GO): box C/D sno(s)RNA 3'-end processing; rRNA methylation
Cellular component (GO): Cajal body; nucleolus; box C/D methylation guide snoRNP complex
Molecular function (GO): rRNA methyltransferase activity; RNA binding; histone H2AQ104 methyltransferase activity
Source: RefSeq, a predicted model, not a curated record
CAUGUAUGUACUUUAUAUAUGUUCUGUGAUGUACUACCGCUUUGCUUCCACUUCCUUUUCUUUAUCUUAAUGAUUACCGCGCGACGCACGUGUUCUCGAAUAACGUCGUGAACGAUUUUGUAGCGAGCAGCCGAACGUGUUAUGGGUAAACCAGCAUUUUCGCCAGGAGGUAGAGGAGGAGGCCGUGGAGGUGGUCGCGGUGGUGGUCGUGGUGGAGGUAGACCAAGCUUUGGUGAAGAUCGAGGAGGCGGUCCACGAAGAAGCGGUGGUUUUCGUGGAGGUGGCCGAGGUGGUGGUCGAGGUGGUGGCCGAGGAGGAAGGGGAGGAGGUGGAGGUUUUAAAGGUGGAAGAACCGUGGUGAUAGAACCACAUCGCCAUGAGGGAGUAUUCAUAGCUCGAGGGAAGGAAGAUGCAUUAGUGACUUUGAGUUUAGUACCUGGGGUAGCAGUAUAUGGAGAGAAAAGAAUCACUGUUGAGUCUGAAAAGAAUGAAAAAGGUGAGACUAUAAAGGACGAAUAUAGAGUGUGGAAUCCAUUCCGAUCCAAAUUAUCCGCUGCCAUUCUCGGAGGCGUGGAUCAAAUUUACAUGCCCCCUGGAAGCAAAGUAUUAUAUCUUGGUGCAGCGUCCGGUACUACUGUGUCCCAUGUUGCUGACAUAGUUGGUGAGAAUGGAACUGUCUUUGCCGUGGAAUUCUCCCGUCGAACAGGGAGAGAUUUAAUUGAUGUUGCUAAGAAAAGAAGCAACAUCAUACCUAUAGUAGAAGAUGCAAGACAUCCUCACAAGUAUAGAAUGCUUGUGGGAAUGGUUGACACUAUAUUCUCGGACGUGGCCCAGCCAGAUCAAGCUAGAAUUGUCUCGCUAAAUGCGCAAAAUUUCCUCAAAAGCGGUGGACACUUUGUUAUGUCUAUUAAGGCAAGUUGCAUUGAUUCCCUCGCUCAGCCUGAAGCGGUAUUUGCGGCAGAAGUGAAGAAACUAAGUGAGGACUAUUUGAAACCAUUGGAGCAAAUCACACUUGAACCGUACGAGAGAGAUCACGCCGUUGUAGUCGGCGUCUACAGGCCGCCACCGAAAAAGGCUGCCUAAAUUAUGUAUAUAGAUACGUAUAUAAGAUUUUUUUUUGAAAAUAAUGAAGGUUAUUGUAAUGGUUCUUUUUAUAAUAAAAUUUAGAUAUUAAAAA